Saitoella complicata NRRL Y-17804 is the source of this 2350-nucleotide messenger RNA. RefSeq lists its product as uncharacterized. The record is from RefSeq and is a predicted model, not a curated record. Gene Ontology annotation, molecular function: zinc ion binding; DNA-binding transcription factor activity, RNA polymerase II-specific. Bases 408 to 2072 code for a protein of 554 amino acids. Lineage: Eukaryota; Fungi; Ascomycota; Saitoellomycetes; Saitoellales; Saitoellaceae. Gene Ontology annotation, biological process: regulation of DNA-templated transcription. The transcript is spliced from 2 exons.
AGGGCGUCGGGAAGCCACGAUAGGCGCUCAACUGAGCACGCAGCCAAGUUACCCUCGGUUCCCAACCAGUCUAGCAGUGCACGUGGUACCUGGCAGGGCCGCUGAAAUGAAGCUCUGAGACGGGUGUUUCAUGGAACUCUGUUCCUCCGAUUUCGCAAGACUGGGCAUGUGCACGCGUCUCUGCGAAUAUUGGUCCACUCCCGAAUGUGUCUGAGCGCCCGCCGUUGGUUGGGUAAAAAAGGGCUUUAUAUAGAAUAGGUGGCAUCCUCUGUCACCCACUUGCUAUCCUGUUGUUCCGUUCAAGAAGGCAUUCAUCAACAGCGACUGCAAUUGACUCACUCACUGCCGGAUUCUGGAUCAACCAUCACUCACGCUUCUGCUCGCGUGGCCUGCCGAUCAAUUCGUGAAUGUACACCGCCGGUCUUCUUCAACCCUUGAGCUCUGUUACGUCAGUCAUCCAUUACUCCAACAUCGACGGUUACAACGUAUUUGAACAAUUGAAUCCUUACAAUAAGUUGUCAUCGACAUCAAACGCCUACAUGCCCUCGCCGCCUGCGGGGCAGAGUUUAGCGAUGGAUCCGUAUAAGGAAGCGUAUCCGUACCCACAACACUACUCGGACUCGGACUUGAUGGAUCAUCAAGUUACGGAGGAGACUAUGAAGCCGAAGAACCGACUUGGAUACCAUCGGACGUCGAUUGCUUGUUCGUACUGUCGGAGAAGGAAAAUCAGAUGCAUCCGUCCCGAAAACAGCGAGAGCAGUCCCUGCAAUAACUGCGUCCGCAUGCACCGCGAAUGUAUCGUCAAACCCGUCGAAAACUCCAAAAGACAUCGCAUGAAGGGGCCUUCGUAUCUUAAGCCUGGGUUUAGCGACGAGUAUGAGAAGUCUGGUCUUCGCAGUAUCAGCAAUAUGCCAAAGACCCCUACAAGGCCCAUUGGGUUUUCGAAAGAGAGGAGCGAGCCUGAACCUCAAUCGAUGCCGGCGAGGAGUAUGGAGGAUGGUCCCACGAUGGCGAGGAGCGUUCCGGCUGGUAUGACACUUACUGGGACUUGUCGUGAGAGGUAUGAGGAGUACGCAGCCGCUCAAGAAGACAACGCCUUCGUCCGUCCUGCUCAUCCGAUUCAAUACCUGAACGAGCCUUUUUACCCGGAGGAUGCUGCGUCUACAUCUCAGCAACCCAGUCCGCCGUUGAGUACAGCGUUCACGACGCCUGGGAGUGACUUCAAUAUCCACCCAAUUCCACAGUUGAGGCAUUACAACCAGGUUCCGUCGAGCCAGAUGCUAGUUGAGGAGGAGUUUAGUGCCCCGGGUCUUGUUAGGCCUAGGAUCAACAGGCCGACGCUUCCUCACAGUUAUAGUGAGUCGGAGUUGGGUGCUGGUGCUGAGGGCCGUGCGCAUUACUGGACCUCGCCUCAGCAGCAUUCCCGUCAACAGUCUCAGCAGGUUCCGAGGUCUUGGGAUUACUCUACUGCUGCUGAGACGUACGGAGAGGAACAGCAGUACUCUAUGUCACAUCAGGCUACGGCACCGAAGUACUCUACCAGCCCCGCCCCGGUGCAAUCCUUUGCACCGGGUCAACAGGAUAUGUACUUCUCCCCCGAACCCUCGACUCGCCAACAAGCCCGCGAAGCGGCAAACCACGCCCUCGCAAUGACUUACCAGGAUCCUACGACGCCGACGGAGGAUAUGUUCCGACACGCCUCGCACUCGACAUACUCCUCCUCCUCCAACGCCUCUCGUCCCAUCACGGGUUCUUUUACACACGCUCUUGAGAGUCCGGAGUUACGGCAACAUGGAUUUCAUCUUCCCAUGCCGGCGAAUAGCUGGCAAAGCGGUUCGGGGUUCCCGAAUGAUCCCAACCCUACGCCGCCGAUUGCUGGGUAUCAGACGAGUCCUGGGCUUUAUUACGGUGCCGGGCAAGGCGAUUAUUUUGGGCAAUCGGGGACGAGGACGGGGGAUGGGAGUGCGUAUGCGAGUUUGAAUGCCAGUCCGGGGAUGCGUGGAACUCAGGAUGGGCAGGAGUUGCAGUAUCUGCCGCAGGAGGGGGAACAUCAUGGGCCGGAGUAUAUGUGAGUGGGGGUUGUGGGGGUGUAUGUAUGAAUAGGGGGUAUUGGAUAGGGGAUGGUUUUGGCAUAUGAUUAGGUAUCUUCUUCUUUUCUGUAAGAUAUGACAGUGUUUAAGGGGGACGUUGACAUUAGGGACCACAGCAGUUGUGAUGGAGGAGAUGAUUUUGUUGAAGUGCUACGAGAGUGAAGUUUGGUAAUGGGAGGUUGGGAAGUGUUUUUUGGGUGGAAGGCGUUAUAUCAGGUUAUUAUGGCAUGUAAUUAGCAAAGGAAGUUUUUUGUCACUUG